Cygnus atratus (black swan) is the source of this 1311-nucleotide messenger RNA. It is a transcript of the gene HTR6, whose product is annotated as 5-hydroxytryptamine receptor 6. The transcript has 3 exons. The record is from RefSeq and is a predicted model, not a curated record. NCBI's taxonomy places the organism in Eukaryota, Metazoa, Chordata, Aves, Anseriformes, Anatidae. Gene Ontology annotation, molecular function: G protein-coupled serotonin receptor activity; neurotransmitter receptor activity. Gene Ontology annotation, biological process: chemical synaptic transmission; G protein-coupled receptor signaling pathway, coupled to cyclic nucleotide second messenger. The coding region runs from base 1 to 1311 and encodes 436 amino acids. Gene Ontology annotation, cellular component: dendrite; membrane.
AUGGAGGGUGAUUUGGGGUCCCCCAACGCCAGCGUGCUGGGGGAGCGCUCGCUGCUGGUGGGCAGCAGCUGGCUGGCUGCCUUCCUUUGCUUCAUCAUCCUGCUGACCACGGCGGGGAACUUCCUCCUCAUCCUCCUCAUUGUCACCCAGCGCUCCCUCCGCAACACCUCCAACUACUUCCUGGUGUCCCUCUUCAUGUCCGACCUGAUGGUGGGGCUGGUGGUCAUGCCCCCAGCCAUGCUCAACCAGCUCUACGGGCGCUGGGUGCUGCGGGGUGACUUCUGCUCGCUCUGGUACGCCUUUGACGUCAUGUGCUGCAGCGCCUCCAUCCUCAACCUCUGCAUCAUCAGCUUGGACCGCUACCUGCUCAUCAUCUCCCCCCUCAAAUACAAGCUGCGGAUGACCUCCUGCCGGGCCCUCUGGCUCAUCCUGGCCGCCUGGACCUUGGCCGCGCUGGCCUCCUUCCUGCCUAUCAAGAUGGGCUGGCAUAAGCUGGAGUUUGAGGUCCGGUCCCCGAAUAUCACCUCCCGGGGGGAUGAGGACCAGUGCCGGCUAGUGGUCAGCUUGCCCUACGCCCUGGUGGCCUCCUGCCUGACUUUCUUCCUGCCCUCCGCUGCCAUCUCCUUCACCUACUGCCGCAUCCUCCUGGCAGCCUGCAAGCAAGCCGUGCAGGUGGCUUCCCUCACCUCCAACGUGGCCACCGCCACCACCGACGAGGUCACGGCACAGGUUCCCCGCACCCCCAGCCAGCCCCCGGCCGGCAGCGAGAGCAGGAGGUUUGCCAGCAAGCACAGCAAGAAGGCGCUGAAGGCGAGUCUGACGCUGGGCAUCCUCUUGGGCAUGUUCUUCGUGGCCUGGCUCCCCUUCUUCAUCACCAACGUGACACAGGCAGUGUGCGAGUGCAUCCCGGCCGGCUUCUUCGACGUGCUCACCUGGCUGGGGUACUGCAACAGCACCGUGAACCCCAUCAUCUACCCGCUCUUCAUGAGGGACUUCAAGAGAGCCAUGGGCAAAUACCUGCCCUGCUGCCGGCGCUCGGGGCAGCCCCGGCCCAGCGCCAUCUCCCUCUCCAUGAGGAACUCCAACAGCGGGCCCCGCGUGGCCACGUCCCUCAAGAACGUCCUCACCUUGCAGGCCGACACCGACUCCGUCGACUCCGGGGCACCGGUGGACGAACACAGCCUGCCGCCGCCGGCCGCCGACGCUGCCCAGGCUCUCCUGGCCCCCGGAGUCCGCUUGAUCAAUAUUUUUGACACGGAGCCCCGCGAAGAGGAGCUGCAGCACCGGCAGCUCGGCACGCCGGUGGCCUGA